GAAGGGGAAGGAAAGGAGGGAGGGAAGGAGAGAGGGAGAAAGCGAGGGGAAAGAGAAGAGGCAGACCAUGAAGGAGCGGCACGGGAGAGCGCAGGAGCGAGGGGCAGCAGCUCGGCGAGCGGCGGCAGGAGGGCCGCCCCCACCGCCCGGGGCUGCGGGCUGGGCAGAGGCGGUGGGGAUGGGCGGGCGCAGGGCGGCUCCGCCAGCCGCCGUCCUCCGAGGCUCGGCCACCUCCCGCCGCAAUAUAUAAGGGAGGGAAAGCUAGCGGAGCGCGGGUGUCCAGCGUGGCCAAAGCGCACGGGGCUGUGAUGCCUACUGCCAUAGGAGCGCACAAGUGACCAGAGCCUCUUCCCAUGCCCGUCUCCUGAAGCAACUCCCCCCGCCCGGCAUGGAUGUGGCCAACAACACUACCUCCCCAGAGCUCUCCUCCGAGGGUGCCGGCGGCCCCGGCUUCGGCGAAGUGACUCUGGGCUACCAGCUGCUUACCUCCCUGCUCCUGGGAAUGCUCAUUCUGUGCGCCGUGAGCGGCAACGCCUGCGUGAUCGCGGCCAUCGCCCUGGAACGCUCCCUCCAAACCGUGGCCAACUAUCUCAUCGGCUCGCUGGCCGUCACCGACCUCAUGGUAUCCGUGCUGGUGCUGCCCAUGGCGGCCCUCUACCAGGUGCUGAACAAGUGGACACUAGGUCAAGUCACCUGCGACAUCUUCAUCUCGCUGGACGUGCUGUGCUGCACCUCUUCCAUCCUGCACCUGUGCGCCAUCGCCUUGGACAGGUACUGGGCCAUUACGGACCCUAUCGACUAUGUCAACAAGCGAACCCCCCGACGGGCAGCCGUGCUUAUCAGCCUGACCUGGGUCAUCGGCUUCUUGAUUUCCAUCCCACCCAUGCUGGGCUGGAGGACGCCCGAAGACCGCUCGGACCCCGACGCCUGCACCAUCAGUAAGGACCAUGGGUACACCAUCUACUCCACCUUUGGCGCCUUCUACAUUCCGCUCCUCCUCAUGUUGGUCCUUUACGGCCGCAUCUUUAAGGCAGCCCGCUUCAGGAUCCAAACUGUCAAGAAAGUGGAGAAGAAGAAAAUCGCGGACACCUGCCUCACCCUCUCCCCCUCCGUCCUGCAGAAGAAAAGCAGUGGGGAGCCCGGCAAGGGUUGGCGGCGGACAGCAGAGCUCAAGCCUGGUGUCUGUGUCAACGGCGCUGUGCGGCAUGGCGAGGACGGGGCUGCCCUGGAGAUCAUCGAGGUCCAGCGCUGCAACAGAUCCUCCAAGAGUCACCUGCCGCUGCCCAGCGAAGCGUGCAGCUCCCCGCAGCCCCCCUCCUUCGAGAAGCGCAACGAGAAGAACACGGAGGCCAAGCGAAGGAUGGCUCUGUCUCGCGAAAGGAAGACUGUCAAGACCCUGGGCAUCAUUAUGGGCACCUUCAUCCUGUGCUGGCUGCCUUUCUUCAUCGUGGCGCUGGUCCUGCCCUUUUGUGACAGUAAGUGCUACAUGCCCGAGUGGCUGGGUGCAGUCAUCAACUGGCUGGGCUACUCCAACUCCCUUCUCAACCCCAUCAUCUAUGCCUAUUUCAACAAAGACUUCCAAAGUGCUUUUAAGAAAAUUAUCAAGUGCAAGUUUUGCAGGCAGUGAAGCCCGCCGCUCCGGGACAGGGCACCUGCCACUCGCUCCAUCCACCUGGCUAGCGCUGCAGUGUCCCGCUCGCCCAGCCCCUCUACAACAGCGGCAGAAGGGCAGGGGGUUCAGGAUCCCGCUCUGCGCCCAACUCCCUCCCUCCUCUGACCGUUGGACAAGCCUCGCUGGCUGGGUCACCGGGGACUCCGUGGCCGCUCUCUCCUCGCCUGGCCUCCCGAGCUCCGCUGCCAGGCGCUGGAGCUGCCACAGCCCCUCGCUCGCCUCCCCCAUCAUUCUGGAUAGCCUUAGGGUUUUCAGGAAGUUGCUAGUGGUCGGUGUACAGCCACAGGGUCUGCCCGAGUAGCAGCGUUAAAAAUAAGAUGAAAAAUGCAGAAAACCGCCGCUGACGGGUUUGUUGGAUUUAAGAGGAGACGGCGGGGGUUCAAAUCCCGACCUCGGUCCGACAGCGUGAGCACGGAGGCUGAAGGUGACUCCUUGAGCGGAGACAGGAGCUUUGGGCUCGUCCCUUCUUGAACUCUGAAACAACCAAGUGGAUUUUCUUGGGGGGGGGAAAGCGAAUGUGUUUUGUAACCUUGUAAGGUACUUAACAGCAACAUCCCCGUCUGUGUUACGUGUGCGUAACCUCUCUCCUGCUAUGCUAGGACCUUCCAGUCAUCGAGCUUCCCUUCAUCACAGCGCAGGGAGGUGAUGGAGCUUCAACCCCGACAGCAUCCCUCACUAUAUGGGGAUCUUUUGUAAUGCCUUUGACCUAGGGUCUCCUACCAGGGAUAGGCUUGGCGCUGUGCGACUGUCUGUGAGUUCACCACCGCGCACGCAGCGACACAGUGAGUUUAAGCAGCCUGUGAAAUAGCUUUUCUUUUUUUUUAUUUUUUUUAUUAUUUUUUUUUUUUAAUUUUUAAGGCCGCUGGGGAGUUUUCCCGGAGACGUUGUGGGUUGCUCCGGAGGCAGCCAGCGGCACCUAUUACUUGGGGAUAGAAAAAAACCACAACAUAAAACAAAUAACAAAUACCAACAAACAACAAAACGGACUAAACCGAUCAACCAAAACAUUGCCAUGUGCUCCCGGAGGCAGGGGAGGGAGGGAGCGGGCAGCCACAGCAGAGUGA
Pezoporus flaviventris is the source of this 2736-nucleotide messenger RNA. It is a transcript of the gene HTR1A, whose product is annotated as 5-hydroxytryptamine receptor 1A. NCBI's taxonomy places the organism in Eukaryota, Metazoa, Chordata, Aves, Psittaciformes, Psittacidae. Gene Ontology annotation, biological process: regulation of hormone secretion; regulation of vasoconstriction; adenylate cyclase-activating adrenergic receptor signaling pathway. The record is from RefSeq and is a predicted model, not a curated record. Gene Ontology annotation, cellular component: plasma membrane. Gene Ontology annotation, molecular function: G protein-coupled serotonin receptor activity.